GUAUGGCUUACCUUUUAAUUAGUUUAACAUAACGUAACAAUAUUUGGUUAUUAAUGUCGUUCUGAGCCACAAAUGGUCAGUUAUCAGUUAUCUUACUGAUAUUUUAAAAGUGUAACGUCACUUUGAAUAUUGCAUUCUUGGCGUUGCUGAAGAUGGAAUGAAAAAAGAUGGGUUGUACCUUCAUCGAUGAGCAUGCUCAAAAUGCGUAAGUGAAGACCACUGAAGCGAUGCAGUACUAGGGCCUCCGUGCAUGUCAGAAGCCCUCGUACCCUAAAGUAAUUUUUUGAAAAUAAAAUAAAUAAAAACCGUCAUAAGCUACCUGGAAGGUGGUCGGCCGAUCAUCAGACGAAAAUGAGCGUACGCAAAGCGACCGCGCAGAACCGCGUUCGGCCCAAGAGUGCCGGGGGCUCGGCUCGAGGGAUGCACCUCCAGCUGGCCUCGGGGGACCAGAACGGCAACCAGGUGGCCUCCUCUCCGGACCGCACCGGGAGCUGCAGCAGCGACAAGGCCUCCUCUCCGGACUCCGCCAGGAGCUGCAGCAGCCUCAGCAGCAGUAGCCGAGAGAGCCCAGCCGACGUGGAGAUGCUGGACUGCUGCCUGGGCAAGGAGGCGGUCUCCGAGGGCUUCCAGACGCACAGCGCACUCCCCAAUGAGCGCCUCGGCCCUGCCCCUUUUCAGGGCUUGGGCCGCGGCCAGGACCAGGGCGUUGGGCGCCUGGAGUCGGACAGGAAACCCGCAUCCCUGUACCUGGACCCCAAGCCUGACAACUGGAACGAGAACCUGGCCUUGGUGAUGACCAGCCUUGAAGAAGAUGGCCGCCGCGGUGUAGGCAGCGACCGUAGCUCGGACGCCUCCCCCGACUCCACUGAGAGCGAGGGCGGCCAUGUCCAACCUGGCGUCCCGUCCCCCCGGGAGGAGGAUGAUGGUCGAGCGUCGUCCACGUCCAUCAGCUCCGGGGAGAUGGUGCUGAGGAAGAACAGCUUCACCCUGACCGACUCUGGGAGCGGGAACCUGCUGAGUGCCUCUUUCCUGGGCGAGUCCAGCGGCCCCUCUUUAGCGCCCUCCGAGCUCGGGACGUCCUCCAUCGUGCUGCCUGACGUUUGCGAAGGCCUGCAGGAGAAGGAGUGCCAGACUGGCGCCACAGACGAGGACAUCGAUUCCCAGCAAGGCAGGAUUACCGUUUCCCAUCGACGUACCGGAGAGGACACGUACUUAGCCUCGGACGAAAGUCCAUUAGGCCUGCCGUCUGAAACGGAGUUAAAAGAUGCAGCUCUUAUCCUCCCUGAGCGAGAGUGCUCUUCGCCCGCUCCGCUGUGCAGAACCUACAUCGAGUCUGAGCCGCCGCAGUGCAGCUCCGGCCCCUGCACUCCUGUGGAGGGCAGGACCUUCCUCAUCCUGGGCUCGGAGGACUCGGACACGAGCUGCAGCGCACAGACCUCCACCCCAGUGCAGGGUUCCAGCAGCAACAGCACUUUCUGCCUUCCGUCCCUGUCCGAGUCUCCGUUCCAGGGUAACCGAGGCGACGUGGGCAGCCCUGCCGGUCGCGCUCGGAAGGGGCCGCCGCGUUCGUCUGUCCCGCCAUCGCCUGCGCUCUCCAGGACCCCCGCCGUCUCCAGGACCCCCGCCGUCGCCAGGACCCCCGCGAACAAACACGUAAGAGCUGAUGUGAAGAGGUUCCCACCGCCAGACCCGAAGAACGGCAGGUCGAAAGUCACGUCACGGCCAACCACCUCGCUCAGAGCGUCCAACUCUCCUCGGGUCACGCCCACCCCCAGUAAACCCUCCCUAGCCAAUCAGAACUCCCCUGCUGGGCCGGCAGUCCAGAGGAAGGGGGAAGCGGGCCAGGGGAAUAGAAGGCGAGGGUCGUCCUUUACCCAAAGCAGCGGGGUAAUUCAGAAGCAGAGACCACGCAGGGUUUCUGAGUGUGACGCUGCUUUGAGGCUAAAACAGCACAGGGACCUCUCAGUCCCUCCACGGAACCAAACGCCCACCAGGGAGGACUAUUCCGUCAAUAACGUGACUUUCGUUGCCGGCCCCAUCCCACCUGAGCAGGGGCGUCAGAAGGAGACUGUUCAGGGGAACGGCACGACUCGACCCUCCAAGUCAGAUCCCAGGGAGAAUGAGACCCCAGCGAAACGGAAUCAGGAACUCAGUUCUGUUUCCAUCGCAGAGGCGGCGCCGCCGGAUUCGGGCAAAAGCAAACUUGGACUGAGGCCAUCCCCCGCCAGAGCGAGAGGCGCCCCAUCCUCCUCCCAAACUCUGACUGUGAACCUUAGACUGCCACCUCCUGUCUCCAAACCGAGCUCUUCCAGCAAAGAUGGCCGCACCUCUGGCAGCAUGUCUGCUUCAAGGACCAAGAAUCCCCCGGCUGCGGGUAAUCCCAAAAUGAGACUGACGGAGCGGCCGUCUGUCACCGCCCCCGGCACCAAGCCCAGCGCAGGCCCGGGAUUGGCUGGGCCGCGUCCCCCGGGCGUGUCCAGACUGCCUGUGAAGUCUCAGGACCACAGCGAGCCGGGCGUGGCCGCAGGCAGCACACCAGCCUCCGUUCCCGCUGCGUGUAAGCCUGACGCUAAGCCUGCUCGGCCUGCCUCGUCCGGGGGACCGGCUGCUCGCCUGGCAGGGAAGCCCCCCCUCACCAAGGCUGGAGGGGUCCGCAGCGUGGUCCCGUCUCCCCAGCGGAAGCCCCAGACUGCAGGACUCAAGAAUGCAGCUUUCCCGGGUCAGGCUCCCCCAAAGACUGCAGCAAACCCGCUGCAGAGGUCCGGUUCUGGAAGGUUCCAGCGCCCAUCCACGGCUCCCCAAGUGGACAAGAACCGGCCGCGGGCAAGCCCCCGGACGCAGACGCAGACGCCCGGCCAGCCUGACCUGCUGCCCACGGAGCCCAAAGCCCCGGGCACGGAGCGCUACCGCGCGCGCUGCGAGAGCAACAACAAGUACAUCCAGCAGCUGAAGAGGCUCCUGGUCUCCGGGAACCGCCGCUUCGAGGCCGUCGCCGUGGUGAUCCAGCAUGUCGUCACUGAGCACGAGGAGACGCUGAAGCAGAAGCAGGAGCUGUCUCAGGAGCUGGUGAACCUUCGAGGAGAACUGGUGACCUCGGCCACGUCGUGCGAGGCCCUGGAGCGGGAGAAGGAUGGGCUGCGCGUGGCGUUCGAGGGGGUCCUGCAGAAGGUGCAGGAGCAGCACCAGAGCGACCUCGCCGACCUGGAGGAGCGGCUCAAGAGCUUCUACGCGGCCGAGUGGGAGAAGGUGCACCAGGCCUACCAGGACGAGGCCGACAAGUGCAAGGCCCAGAUGGAGCUGCAGCUGGAUGAUUUAAAAUCCAAGCAUGAAGCUUUGCGGAAAGAACUGGAAGGCGGCCAUGCCGAGAAGCUGGAGAGUCUGAAGCUACACUACGAAACCACCGUGGAAGAACUCAGGAAAAGCCAUAAGGAGGAAAUGGAAACUCUGGACCAGACGUUAAAGGAAGCCGAAGCCAAAUUAACCGAGCGAAUGGAAGAGCUCACAGCCGAGAACAGCGCUUUAACCGAAAAGCUGAAUGCUGAGGAGGAGAGACGGAGAAUACUGGCUGAGAAAAAUCAGAAGGACUCCCACACCCUGUAUCUGGAGCAGGAGCUGGAGAGCCUGAAAGUGGUACUGGACAUAAAGAACAAGCAGCUUCACCAGCAGGACAAAAAACUCAUGCAGAUGGACAAACUGGUGGAAAAAAGCGUGAAGCUGGAUGAAUGCCUUAAGAAGGUCCAGCAGGAGAACGAAGACCUGAAAGCCAGGAUGGACAGACACGCUGCAAUGUCGAGGCAACUGUCGACAGAGCAGGUGGUCCUGCAGCAGUCUCUCCAGAAGGAGUCCAAGGUGAACAAGCGGCUCUCCAUGGAGAACGAGGAACUCCUGUGGAAGCUCCACAACGGGGACCUGAGCAGCCCCCGCAAGCUGUCCCCCACCUCGCCCUCCAAGACCUUCCCGUCCCCGCACAACUCCAGCGUCUUCUCCAGCGCCCCCGUCUCCCCCAGAUAACGCUUCCGCUGGCCUCGCGGAACCUUCCGGAGAACUGAGCGGAAAUGGCUAUAUUAGCUGUGUGUGACGCAUCGGGACUAGUCGCCACCUGAAGAAAACCAUUCAAAAAUGGAUAUAUUUCUGCUGAUUUACCUGUACAGCUGAUUCUCUAUAACGACUUUGGAAAGACAUUGUUGCACAAGAAGCACUUAUCGAGCAAGGCCGUCCUUGUUCAUUGCCUUUUUUUUUUUUUGGAGAAAAAAAAAAAAAAGGAAAUCUCAGGUCCUGUAGAUAAUCACCGUGUUUGUAUUUUGGGCUUAGUGAAAGCUUGCUCACUGGGUGGGGUUGCUGUCUGGGAGGUGUGUGUGUGUGUGUGUGUGUGUGUGUGUGUGUGUGUGUGUGUGUGUGUGUGUGUGUGUGUGUGUGUGUGUGUGUGUGUGUGUGUGUGUGUGUGUGUGUGUGUGUGUGUGUGUGUGUGUGUGUGUGUGUGUGUGUGUGUGUGUGUGUGUAAGGCUGCCUGGCAUCAAUGUGGCGAGCAGAGGUUCUUCUUUUGAAAACCCAGCCUCUGUAAAAAAUGCUUCAACUCUCAAGAAAUCCAAAAAUGAAGGCCUUUGUAAAAGCACGGAUUGUGAGGGAGAGAAACCCAUCGUCUCUUUCCCAGAGCAGCCUCUGGGAUACUGACACGCGUGUAUAGAUUUGUUUGGCAUGAGUACAUGUUCAGUGCAUCGUGACCGGGUGAAGAACUCUGUUCAGCUGUAGUCUAGAUGUGAAAGCCAGAGUUCUGCAGCCAUUUCUCACUAGCUGCUCCAUCUCUUUAUCCGCUCUGUAAUCCCUUUGCCUUAUUUUUAACGGAAUCCAUUUCUACGUUCCUCUUGUUCUACCGUCCUGCUUUGAGUGUGAAGUGUUUUAUGUGUUCGCCCCGUUUUAGAGAGAAUAAAGCCGUCAUUUCUCAGUGCAGGGACCCAGACUGAAGGUUUUGUUUUUAGUUGGAUUAGUUUGGACUUCAAACGAUGCUUGUUUCCGUUACAAUCUUUACCUUGCUGCCCACAUAUUGCUCCAGUUGUCUUUCUCAUGCCAAGAACAACAUCUCUUGCUUUAAAGUAUUAGUGUUAUUGUUUGUCUGCAUUGCUCUUUGGGGUACCUGUCAUUCAAAGUAACAGACUCAUGGGAAAGUUUUCUAGAGCAAGGGGUUGUUGAGGCACGGGGAGUGGACCCUCUGUAAGCAUUGUAUGCAGAACAGGACCAUCUUACUUUGCAUGUUCUGCAAGUUUUGAACCGAAUGUCAUUCUGCAGAUGUGUGGCACUAGAACAAGGCUUCGCUGCAUGGAUCAACGUGAGUGCACACACCUGCCAUUGUACCUGCCAAUCUUCACAUGUGACGGCUUGUAACGCUGGAAGAGGAAUCGUGACCCAUGGGCCUCGCUGCCUGGAUUUUGGUUCCACGUCCACUGGAAUGUCACCUAUGGCUUUACAUUAUGCUACACCUGUAAAUAUUGUGGAUGCCUUACAUAGUUAAGGAUUUGUGUGUUCAUUUAAGUAGUAUGAAAUGGCUGCUGAAAAUCAUCUGCUCUCUAUUAACCAUAACUGUAUUUCUAUCAGGUGCAGCGCUCUUCCCCUUACCAAAAAAAAAACAUUUUAUCUUCUCAUUUUUUACUUUGUGCCAUUUUCCCCUCUGUGUUACAAAGCUCGAGUAGGUUUUCCCACAUUUUCUGCCAGGAGUCUUGUACAUGGAACAUGGAUACUCCACGCAUUGUCCGUGCGGUUAACAUUUACUAAAGCAGAGGAUUUCUGAUUGAUAGUUUAUGCUUUCAAUGGUCAGUAUGUAGUAAAUCCUUUGUGAGAUCAGGACACUGGAACUGUGCUGUGGGACCAAUAAGACUGCAAGAUUGAUGAGCUAGGCACCCUCACUGGCUGUCCAGGCUACAAAGACUACAUUUCCCACAUGGUUUGCAUUUCCCAGCCUCCUCCUGUCGCAGCUUUAAGAUCCUUUCAUUCACAAAGAUGAUGUCACUGCAGUUUGACUUGGGGGAAGUUUAAAGCUUGACGCUUACAUUAAGAGUAAUGUCUAGGAAGAUUUUCUUGAAAUUGUAUCCAAAAAAUUAAACUGUGUGGCUGUUGAAAUUAUUGGUGUGAAGUUAUGCAAGAUAUGCAAUUAAUAAAGUCAUAUAUAUGAAUUAUGAA
Molecule: messenger RNA, 6171 nt
Organism: Conger conger (European conger)
Lineage: Eukaryota; Metazoa; Chordata; Actinopteri; Anguilliformes; Congridae
Gene: mtus1a
Product: microtubule associated tumor suppressor 1a
Exons: 15
Coding region: 352-4011 (1219 amino acids)
Cellular component (GO): cytoplasm; nucleus
Molecular function (GO): microtubule binding
Source: RefSeq, a predicted model, not a curated record